This is a messenger RNA of Pomacea canaliculata, 1263 nucleotides long. Its product is annotated as dynein light chain 1, axonemal-like. The record is from RefSeq and is a predicted model, not a curated record. The transcript has 10 exons. Gene Ontology annotation, cellular component: cytoplasm. Bases 95 to 673 code for a protein of 192 amino acids. Gene Ontology annotation, molecular function: protein kinase binding. NCBI's taxonomy places the organism in Eukaryota, Metazoa, Mollusca, Gastropoda, Architaenioglossa, Ampullariidae.
UUUAAAAGAAUAGUUUACGUUUUCACAUUUUUGGUUGUUAUUGUUAAAUAAUUCAUCGGAGUAAAUUACUUAGCAACGAAAGAAGGGCAUCAAGAUGUCAAAAGCUACAAGCAUCAAAGAAGCUCUCCAAAAAUUUGAACAAAAGGAAGAAAAGAAAGCCUCAGAAUGCCCACAUGUAAAGUUGAUAGCCCAGUAUCCACCAAUAGAAAAGAUGGAUGCAUCCCUCUCCACCUUGGUCAGCUGCGAGAAACUGAGUCUUUCAACAAACUGCAUAGAAAAAAUUGCAAAUUUAAAUGGACUCAAAAAUUUGAAGAUUUUGUCACUCGGAAGAAAUAGCAUCAAAAGCUUGACAGGUUUGGAAGCUGUAGGAGAUACACUUGUUGAACUUUGGAUUUCCUAUAACAACAUUGAAAAACUCAAGGGUAUCAAUGUCUUAAAGAAACUAGAGGUUCUCCUUAUGUCUAACAAUCAAGUUAAAGACUGGUCAGAAUUUGGAAAACUGGCUGAUCUUCCAUCUCUAAAAGAGCUUCUUUUUGUUGGUAAUCCUCUGGAAGAAAAGCAUUCAGCAGAAGGAGACUGGCGAGAUCAAGUGGCAGGCAAGCUGAAGAAGCUGAAGAAGCUUGAUGGCGUGCCUGUUGUCCGGGAAGAAGAAGAAGAUGAACAAGAAGCUUGAGGGAAUUUUCCAUCUUGUCAGCAAGACGUCUUGAUAACUGCUGCUUAGACCAUUCAUCUGCAAACAUGUCACAAAUCAAUGCAAGUUAGACGGGAUAAUUUGAAAUUCUCAAAAUAUUUGUGAGAGGCAAAGAUGAUGUUAAAAAACUGAUUUAAAGUAUGUGUAAUGUACUCUUGUUUAUAUUUUCAGCAAAAGAUUCCUUUUACUUGCACAAUCAGUUUCUAGGCUUAGUGACUAUAAUUAUAGAUCCUUUUGUCAAUCAUGAAUAAAAUACAAAUAAAACUAUGCAUCAAAACACGAAGAGACAAAACUUGUCUUAUAAAUAAGUGCAACUGCAAUUCUUAUUAUGAAUACAGUCACUUGUGUGAACACGAGUAAAUAAUAAUGAAUGGCUACAGUAUUUUGAUAUUAUGAUGUUUAUGAAGGAAACUGUUCAAAAUAUCAGUAAAAAUCUACUAUUUUUGGAUAUUUCACAAAUCACUAUACAUGUAUUUGAUUUCUUCGAACUUGUGGACAUAUCAACUUAAAAUAUUUUGUCAGAACUGAAUUUUGAGUUUUAUCCAUGUAAAAAAGAAAUGAUUAUUGUUCAA